Messenger RNA from Nerophis lumbriciformis (worm pipefish), 2783 nucleotides. It is a transcript of the gene fgfbp1b, whose product is annotated as fibroblast growth factor binding protein 1b. Gene Ontology annotation, molecular function: growth factor binding. Gene Ontology annotation, biological process: cell-cell signaling. NCBI's taxonomy places the organism in Eukaryota, Metazoa, Chordata, Actinopteri, Syngnathiformes, Syngnathidae. The record is from RefSeq and is a predicted model, not a curated record.
UAAUACAAAACCUCACAAUAAUGUCUGAUUGAAUGCUAAAAACGUUAUGACAGACCGCCUUAAAAAAUGGGAAGGAAUUUUUCAUUUUCUACUGAAUGAGACACCCAGAAAGCAAAGUACAUGACAAUAAUGUGGGAUUUACAAUAUUAACUAUGAAGCAUAAAACACUGAAUACUGACAACAUAUGAACGUUGAUCCUCUUUUACUUCUCACACCCCUUUUCGAUCUACAUUAUUUACAAUCAAGCGAAACACAACGAAAAUGCAACAAACACGGCGAAAUAUGAACGUGAAGAGUAAAAAAAACCCACCUACAAUCUGAUAUAAUAUCACUUUUAUUGCUGAACUUUGUUGUAAAAAUCUCCUUCCACGUCUCAGGCUUUAGAAACACUCUGUGGAAACGCUCCCCACCCACACUGCUUGGUGCCUCGUGGCUUACAUUACCAUAGAAACUAAUCAGAUGACCACAAUAACUAAUUAGAUUACCAUAGUAACUAGUAUAUCAUGCAAAAGCGCAGAUUCCAACCAUUGAAAUACUUUGUAUAGUUCAGGGGUCGGCAACCCAAAAUGAUGAAGGAGCCAUAUUGGACCAAAAAUACAAAAACAAAUCUGUCUGGAGCCACAAAAAAUUAAAAGCUAUAUUACAUACAUAUAGUGUGUCAUGAGAUAUAAAUUGAAUUAAGAGGACCUAAAGGAAACUAAAUGGCCUCAAAUAUACCUACAAAUGAGGCAUAAUGACGCAAUAUGUACAUAUAUAGCUAGCCUAAAUAGCAUGUUAGCAUCGAUUAGCUUGCAGUCAUGGAGUGACCAAAUAUAUCUGAUUAGCACUCCACACAAGUCAAUAAUAUCAACAAAACUCACCUUUGUGCAUUCACGCACAACAUUAAAAGUUUGGUGGACAAAAUGAGACAGAAAAAGAAGUGGCAUAAAACACGUCCUAGAAAGUCGGAGAAAGUUAUACAUGUAAAAAAACUAUGGUGAGUUCAAGGACCGCCAAAAUUAGUAGGACAAAAUGGCGCUCGCCAAAUUCUCGAAUCAGUGAAGCAUGUUUAAUAUAAACAGUGUGCAUUAUAACAAUUAGGGAGAUUUGUGUCAUGUUUAUCCUCCUACAGAAACCAUAUUAAAACAAAAAAUAUAUAUUUUUUCCCCUCAUCUUCUUCCAUUUUUCAUACAUUUUUGAAAAAGCUCCAGAGAGCCACUAGGGCGGCGCUAAAGAGCCGCAUGCGGCUCUAGAGCCGCGGGUUGCCGACCCCUGGUAUAGUUGAAGACUUACGGUCAUUUGAAAACAUGGCAGCUACAGUUUCCAUCUUAAAGAUCUAAAAAAAUUAUUUGGGAAUGUCCGGCGGGCCAGAUUGAAAAGCUCAACGGGCCGCAUGUGGCCCCCGGGCCUUAGUUUGCCCAGAUCUGCUGUUGAGUGCUGACAGGUUUACUGCAGCACAUUACUACAGUACAACAGUUUGACAUUUGGAGGCAUGAUCAUGUCAACAUGCAGGAACAUGUCCCGCUGUGACUCAUGAGUGAAGAAGAGUGCAACUUCCCACACACAGAACCUCCCGGGUUCUUUGUCCGCUCAUGCCCCCGCAAAGCCACGCCCCCUUGUGCUCUCCAUGCUUUCAUCUUUAAAAAAAUAGUGGAGUAGCGGGAAAGUGCGUGUGUGCUGGUUGUUGAGUCAUACGUGGGCGUGCGGCAGCUAUGAAAAGCAGCGUGCGAGCCCAUCUGCGGACCACAACAUUGGACCUGGCUGGGACGCCCUGCUGAUUGUCUUCAUAGUCGUCCAUUUGCUGCCGAAAAUGCUGAAGACUCUGCUGACGCUCAUGUACCUCCUGGUUCUGGCCUCCGGGGUCAAGAGACACGGCCCUGGGGCAUCUCCGUCGGUGGCCGGCGGGGGGAGGUUCCACCUCCAGGGCACCAUGAACUGCACCUGGGUGGCCCGGGAGAGCGACCCAGACUCUGUGAGGGUGUCGGUGAAGUGCGAGGACCCUGUGGCGCGUGUCCAAGGCGGGGAGACCGACAUGGAGUGCGCCUACGACGGCAAGCCGCAGAUCUGCCCGGCCUACCGCUCCGACCCCAAGGGCUUCUGGAGGCAGAUGGGGCGCUCCUUCAAGAAGCUCGGGGCGGACAUGUGCAAGGAUGAGAAUGCGCAGGUGAGGGCGAGCAUGUGCAAGCGAGCUCCCCGCGACGCUCACUUCAAGCUGGACAUCGGGAGCUCUGUCAUCGGCGCACAGUCCGGAGGUAUGGAUCUCCCGCCCUCCGCCCCGCUCCUACCCACGCCCUGCCCUGAGACCAGGAGGCGGGCGGAGGAGUACUGCAGCAGCUCCUUGGCCAACGUGUGCGCCUUCUUUUUGAUGAUGAUGCAGAAUGACGACUGUUAGGACACUUGCUCGACCACUUCAUGGACAUGAUGUUUAUUCUUUUGUCUUGUCUUGACAACUCAGUUGGCGCCACUGUCUUUCUUUUCAAUAUAUAUAUAUAUAUAGGGGCGGUAUAGCUCGGUUGGUAGAGUAGCCGUGCCAGCAACUUGAGGGUUGCAGGUUCGAUCCCCGCUUCCGCCAUCCUAGUCACUGCUGUUGUGUUCUUGGGCAAGACACUUUACCCACCUGCUCCCAGUGCCACCCACACUGGUUUAAAUGUAACGUAGAUAUUGGGUUUCACUAUAUAAAGCACUUUGAGUCACUAGAGAAAAGUGCUAUAUAAUUCACUUCAAUAUCUAUUUUAUAAUAAAUACAGAGUAUAAUUUCUAUUGUAAAUCAAAAUGUAUAAAUACAAUGUUCUCAUAACCCCUAA